AUGUCUUGUUCUACUAUUAAUAACAAUAGAAAUUUAUGUGAUACAUAUAUAUCAUGUAUUGGUAAGACAAAAAUAGAAUGUAAUUAUUGUUCAGAUUUAUUUUGUAUUCAACAUUUAAAUGAACAUAAUCAUCAACGAAAUUUAAAACAUUUACAAGAACAUGAACAACGAAUUAAUAAUAUUCCAAAUGAGAUAAAAGAUUUACAAUUAAUUUUUCAUAAUAAUGUAAAUAAUGUUCGAAAAAUUAUAAAUACAUCCAAUAUCAGUCAGAUAGAACAACUGAACCUUUUAUAUAAAUGUAAUUUAUUAGAAAAUGAAGGUUAUGAAUUAAUUAUUAAUUAUGAUCAUUUGUUUAUAUCAAAAAUGUUUGUCUUACAAAAUUCUAUUAUACAAAAAAUACAACAACAAUAUCCAUUGUUUACUAUUGAUGUUGAACAAUUUGAAUCAACUAUUAUCAAAUAUUAUAAAAGUUUAUUUUAUCUUCAAAAUCGUAUUAAAAAUUUAGUAAAUAAUUUAUCAAAACUAACAUAUGGAGUCUGCUCAACAAAAAUGAUUAUCAAUAACAAAUUAGAUGUAAGUGUAUAG
Didymodactylos carnosus is the source of this 585-nucleotide messenger RNA. The record is from the annotation of a GenBank genome assembly. Lineage: Eukaryota; Metazoa; Rotifera; Eurotatoria; Philodinida; Philodinidae.